Molecule: messenger RNA, 5032 nt
Organism: Ornithorhynchus anatinus (platypus)
Lineage: Eukaryota; Metazoa; Chordata; Mammalia; Monotremata; Ornithorhynchidae
Gene: ACVR2A
Product: activin A receptor type 2A
Exons: 11
Coding region: 116-1657 (513 amino acids)
Biological process (GO): protein phosphorylation; cellular response to growth factor stimulus; activin receptor signaling pathway
Cellular component (GO): activin receptor complex; plasma membrane
Molecular function (GO): ATP binding; activin binding; activin receptor activity
Source: RefSeq, a predicted model, not a curated record
UGAGCGCCCCGGCCUGCCCCCGUCGGCUCCCGCAGCGCUGCCCGGGGUCGGUGGGCGUCCGGGCCCCGAGCCAUGCCCUGGUCCGGCUGAGCCGCCCCCGGACGCCGCCCGGACCAUGGGGGCCGCCGCCAACCUGGCGCUGGCCGUCUUCCUCGUCUCCUGCUCGUCAGGUGCCAUCCUCGGCAGAUCAGAAACCCAAGAGUGCAUCUUCUACAAUGCUAAUUGGGAGAAAGAUAAAACCAAUCACAGUGGCCUGGAGCCAUGCUACGGUGAUAAAGAUAAAAGACGACACUGUUUUGCUACCUGGAAGAAUAUUUCCGGUUCAAUUGAAAAAGUGAAGCAAGGUUGUUGGCUGGAUGACGUUAACUGCUAUGACAGAACUGACUGUGUAGAGAAAAAGGACAGCCCUGAAGUGUUUUUCUGCUGCUGCGAAGGCAACAUGUGUAACGAAAGGUUCUUCUAUUUUCCAGAAAUGGAAGUCACACAACCUACUUCCAAUCCAGUCCCCCCCAAGCCCGCCCUGUUCAGUACCUUGCUUUACGCGCUGGUGCCCCUGAUGGGAAUCGCUGUGGCUAUCCUCUUUGCCUUUUGGAUAUAUAGGCAUCACAAGCUGGCCUAUCCUCCGGUGCUUGUCCCCACCCAAGACCCGGGACCCCCUCCUCCUUCCCCCUUGCUGGGUUUGAAGCCGCUGCAGCUGCUCGAGAUCAAGGCUCGGGGGAGAUUCGGUUGUGUCUGGAAAGCGCAGCUGCUUAAUGAAUACGUAGCGGUCAAAAUCUUUCCCAUCCAGGACAAACAGUCGUGGCAGAACGAGUAUGAGGUCUACAGCCUGCCCGGGAUGAAACACGAGAACAUCUUGCAGUUUAUCGGUGCCGAGAAAAGGGGCACCAGCAUCGACGUGGAUCUGUGGCUGAUCACGGCCUUUCACGAAAAGGGUUCGCUGACGGAUUUCCUCAAAGCUAAUGUGGUUUCCUGGAAUGAACUGUGUCACAUUGCAGAAACUAUGGCCCGAGGCUUGGCCUACCUUCACGAGGACAUACCGGGUCUCAAAGAUGGACACAAACCUGCCAUAUCCCACAGGGAUAUCAAAAGUAAAAACGUGCUGCUGAAAAACAACCUGACAGCCUGCAUCGCCGACUUCGGGCUGGCGCUCAAGUUUGAGGCCGGGAAGUCUGCGGGCGACACCCACGGACAGGUGGGGACGCGGCGGUACAUGGCCCCGGAGGUGCUGGAGGGCGCCAUCAACUUCCAGAGGGACGCCUUUCUGCGGAUAGACAUGUACGCCACGGGACUGGUGCUGUGGGAGCUGGCCUCCCGUUGCACCGCCGCGGACGGUCCCGUGGACGAGUACAUGCUGCCGUUCGAGGAGGAGAUCGGCCAGCACCCGUCCCUGGAAGACAUGCAGGAGGUGGUCGUGCACAAAAAGAAGCGGCCCGUUUUGAGGGAGUGCUGGCAGAAACACGCCGGGAUGGCCAUGCUCUGCGAGACGAUAGAGGAGUGCUGGGAUCACGACGCGGAAGCCCGGCUGUCGGCCGGCUGCGUGGAAGAACGGAUCAUCCAGAUGCAGAGACUCACAAGUAUCAUAACCACAGAGGACAUUGUGACAGUGGUCACCAUGGUGACAAACGUUGACUUUCCUCCCAAAGAGUCCAGCCUAUGAUAGGUGCGGCGGUCACCCCGCCUCCCCCACUUCCUCCUCGUUCUCCUCCUCCUCCUCCUCCUCCCGCCCCCCAGCCCAGCCCCGAGCGACGGACUCCCGGCCGCCUCCGCCGCCGGUUUUCCGGGGACCCCGAGGAGCGAGCCGACGUCUGGGGACGACGGUAAGGCGGCCGUCUCGCUCCGGCCCAGAUCCCGGCCCGGAUCCCGCGAUCCCGCGAUCCCCCUCCGCCCCCCGCCCCCCGGGCCCCCGCCGGAGACCCGCGGGACCCCGGGGCGCGCGGAGGAGGCGGCGGCGGCGGACUCCCGGGGGCCGCCGAGACGCACGCGAAGGAGACCGCCCUCCUAGGCGCUUGGAGAAAGCGAGGGUCUCGAAACUGACGUCGGGUUUCUUAACGUCUGUCGGAAGAGACUGAUUCCUUAAAUGAACUACUGCUAUUUUUUUUAAAUCAAAAACCAGAAAAAAGAAAGAAAAAAGUUUCAUUUCAGAUUUCGAAAAAGGGUAACUUGUUUUUAUUGCAUUUGCUGUUGUGUUUAUAUAAAUGACUCUUGUAAUGCCAAUAUGCCACAGCUUGUGAAUGUUUAGUGUGCUGCUGUUCUGUGUACAUAAACAACAAGUAAUCAGAGUGGGAUACAGUAAAGAGGCUUCCAAGCAUUACUCUAACCUCCCUCAACAAGGUAUACCUCAGUUCCACGGUUGCUAAAUUAUAAGGUUGAAAACACUAACAGAUUUGAAUAAUAAAUCGAUCCAUGUUUUGUAAUGACGUACUCCCAACGCACGGUGUUAUUUAAAGGCGGGGAACCGGCCGGGCCGCCUUCGGGAAACGACCGACGGCGAGGCGGCGCCCGCGCCUUUUUCCUCGCGGCGGCUCGUCGUGUCGCUUUGUUCCCGCAAGCGGCCGGGGCCCCUCCCCGGUUUUAGUCCUCCGGGCUUCGCGACCUCCCGCCGGUCCCCGCCGCCCCCACCCCCGGACCCUCGCGCGCCACGUUCGCUCACUUUACCCCGGGACCCUCGGGGUUUGCCGGGGUCGGAGAGGUGUCGGAAAACGCGGCCGGCCCCGGGGAAGCCGCGUGGGCCGGGAUUCCUCCCCCCCCCUCCCGCUCGGAGAUUCGCCGCCCUUCCUUCCGCCCCCGGCGCCGUCCCGUCCGCCGGACGCCUGCGACGCGUGCGAGGAGAGCCGAGGCCAGGGGGCUGUACUCGCCGGGAGGAUUUCGGAUCCUACCGCUUAAAAGAUAAUCGAAAUCAGGGACAGCUAACCGGUCACGCUUACGACUCGAAAUAUGCAAUCCCCAGCCCGAGGUAACCAGUGGAGCGUAGGUAGCUCAGCCUAGCGAAAACCACACCGUCACCCUGUCGAAGUCGCUCUCCCGACGGACGGACCCCCACCGCCGAUUUAGGACGUCGGGUUUUAGGACGUUGUCGUCGCCUUACACGCGCCGAAGCAGAGAGAACCGACGGGUGGGCGGGUGCCGACGCGCUCGGGAAAACUCACCGCCGCCCUGGGAAGAAGACGGUCGGACCACCGCGUCGCCCCGGCCCCAAAGGUCCGACGGAAUCGUCUCCUAAAACACCCUACGCGACCGAAUCGACAGCCAGUAUUAGACGAGCGUACGUUUUGUCGGGUCAUUUCUUAAAAAAAAAAAAAAAAAAAUCACGCGUUAGGUUUUUUAAAGGAAUUUUUUAUCGUCACGAUCAGGAACUCACUGUGAAUAAGUUAUCUUCAGCCGGUUCUUAGACCACACCGUACACUACAUUUUACAUAGAAUAUGCACUUAAUCUCUGGGAACAAUCAAGGUUAGGUAUUCGACGAAGAAGACGCCGGUCGACGGGACUCUCGAGGGGGAAGGCGAGGGCGGAGUCCGCGGGAACUCGCCUGGGAAUUCCGUCGCGCUUCCGCGGGCCCGACCCGGGCGGCGGAGCCUCCUCGCCGUCGGGAGCGGGGGGAUCGUCCGCUUCCGGGAGCGGUCGAGGGCGAUCUCUAAGGGCCCGCUCUCCCCGCCGAUGCCCCUUGGCCUCCGCGGGAGGGAAAAGCCGUUUUUUUUUUUUAAAAAAAAAAAAGAAAUCCGGGGUAUCGUACUUAUCGUAGCUAGCCGAUUUUACGACGUAUCCUUUGGAAGACGAUGUUGGUAGUCGGACCCUUUUUCUAACCAGUGACGUGAGAAUGGUGCAGUGACCCCGUCCCGAUACCUAGUCGUGUUACCGCUUCCUGCCGCGGGGCCGUCCGCGGGCCUCGGUUUACCGCCGCCGGAGAGGUGGGCGAGUCUGGGCCAGACGCCGGAGCCCGGGGGGGGGAGACGGGGCGGGUCCGGCGCCGAGAGAGAUGGCCGGUCCCGGCUCGGAUCGCCUCCUCUCGCGGACCCGGCGCUCCCCGCCGCCCUCCUCGGACCCCGCCUUCUCCCGGUCGACUCCCUCCCCGACCCGGAUCUCCGUAGGCGGAGGGCCGGCGGGGCGCGGAGGGUCGGGCGGAGGGUCAGCCCCGCCCGCGGCUCCUACGGUUUAGAUGCUUAGGCAGUUGUGAGCAUGUGAAGUGUGACUCCCCUCUGUACGUUUACUCUAGGUACCUUUCGAAUUCCACCCCGGAGACUGUACCUCCUCGUUGUCGCUCCUUGAAUUUGCACUCUCCUUCACGGCCGUAGGUGGGAAACGCAGAUCAGGAGAGACGUAGCCGAUCCGCGAACGCUCCUGGGAAUCCGAUCCUAAAAAUCCCCACGGCGUGGAUUUUUUUUCUUUUGGUUCUUUUCUUUCCCUCGUCGGUAAAGACGACUCUCCUGGGACAGGAACAAGCUUCGCGUCACCUUGAAAUGUAGUUGGGGACAAAAGGCCCACUUGGAGCUCUCUCUUCCCCCCCUCCCCCCACCCCCCUCCCCGAGUUCACUUCAGAAAAACGAACUGCUGAUGAUUAUUUUAGAGAAGACGGCUUCUCUAGACCCUCCCCGUUUCUCUUUUUUACCUUUUUAACGGAUUCCUUUUUAGGCACAUUUGGAAUAUCGCGCAUUAGAUCACUUACUCGUUUACGGGCAAACCGAUAAAGUAGCAUCUUUCGAUUGACCAUCGUUUACCUCAGAUAUCCAACCAGCAGUACGUUUUUAUGCAGUCUCGAUCCAUAUACUAUCUGUUACCUCUUCAGAAUCUUGGUAAGCAAUUAUUUUAGCUUUAUUCUCUGUAUUUCUUGUCAGUGUUUUGGGCACAGGAUACUGUACUACUGUCGAACUGUACUUGCUAUUUUUUUUCCCGCAAGUAUCAAAAUAAAAAAAAAAAAUGGAAAAAACAAAGAAAAAAAGGCCCUACCCUGGAAAAAAAGUGAUUGUUAAAUAUUGUACAAAUAAAAUGUAUGCUAUCCCCGCCCCCCAGAGUUAAAUAAAAAACAAGUGACUACUG